GCGCUGAGUGCGAACAAUCGGAAGCGUCAACCAAAAGAGCAUUAAAGUACGAAAUUGGUUAUUACAUAACCAACGGCUGACGUCUUGCUUUCUUUCGUUCUUUUAUCCGUUCUUUUUUAUUCGUUGUUUUUUUUUUCUCUCCUCUGUCGCGAAUGGCAAGAGCACAAACACAUAUCUGCUAAAUGGAUAAAUUAUGUAUGGCUUGAGAAAAUACUUUGGUGUGAAAGCCAAAUUCAUAAAUCGACAUUGAGUUUUUAAGCGUGUGUAUGUGUUUGGUUGCAUAAAUUGCAAGGCAACACAGAGAAAAAAAAACAGAUUUUUCUUCAAACGACAAACAAAUAACACAUCGACCAAAUGCAUUGCCCGUAUUUACGUAUUAAAUUGUGAUGUCGCUUAUUUCAAAUUGGAUACAUGAAUAAAGUGGUUUGCCGCUACUACUGCUGACAUUGCAUUGUACAAUAUCGACCAAAACAUUGAAGAAUUAAAAAAAAACCUCUUGGUGUGAGUAGCAAACCCGAACGAAACAGCACACUACACACAGCGACAGUCGGGUUGUCUCGUUCUAGUUGAAGCGGAAGAGGUUCGUGUUUCAACUAAUGUCAAAGUCAUCAUAUAACCGCCUCACUCACUCCAAUGUGGAUGUUGGUGUGACAGUGCGCCCAAUGUACUGCGUAGCGACUUUCAGUAUCGAUACAAACGAUGACAGCUACAAAAGUCGGAAUGAAAGCAUCGCCAUUAUUGUAUCUACAAAAUUCAUGAAGUUUAUUGAAAAAUUUACCAGUUCAUUCAAUGGCAUUCAUUGAAAAUUCAUAUUCAAACGGUGUGCAAAGUGUUUGCUAACGAAUUUAUCGGUUAAAAAGUUAUCAGGCGGCUGUAUGGAAUUCAAAUGGAGAUAUCGGCGAUACCAGAAGCAGAACGCGAAGCAAGUGAAGUUUUGCAUUCAUUGUUGCCAGUUGAACGGAUCGAAAGGAAAGACGAAAAUGAAAUUCACAGAAGAACGGAGGAGAAUAAUAGUAAUGCUUCCGAUGAAUGGGAACAAGUAUCACUGAAUUGCCGAAAAUCGACAAAACAAAUCAAUGUGGUAAUUAAACAUCAAGAUGAUGAAAUUGGCGAGAUAGUUGACGUAGAAUUCAGUGAUUCGGAUGAUAGGCCGCUGCCUCAAAUCGAGCUUAAUACACCGAAACCGUUGACUGAGGCGAGAAAGAGAGUUCGAAAAACAGUUAAAACGACCAAAACGAAAGGAUCACAGAAAAAGACUGAUAGUCGUAAAAAUGAUGACAAAGAAGCGGCACCAACGGAGCUCGAGAGUUCGGCUGGUGAGGUUAGUGCACGGUUGGCAUUGGGUUGCGAGUGCCAGGGUGCUUGUUUCAAAGAUUUACAAGCCGAAAGUGUUUAUCGCCAUCGUUUGAAUAUUGCUGAGCUGACAAAACAAGAGCACGACAUGUACUUGAUGGGUGUUACGAUGGCAUGUUUAUCAAAUCGAACGGAAACCAAUCGCCAUAAAGAACGAAUACGACAGCGAGCAGUGUAUGUGUUUCAGGGCAAGCGUGUUUGCUUGGACGCCUUCAUCUAUCUAGAAAAUGUGACACAAUAUCAUUUGAAGCGAAUACGACGACAUGUGAUGCUGAAUGGUGUUACACCACGUGUACACGGAAAUGUUCGCAAGAAACCGCACAACGCACUGUCACUUGAUUUGUACAAAUUUGCCGAAAACUUUGUCAAAUCGGAGUUAGCACAACACACCAAUGAUCUUAACAAAAGUGUCAUUGUAGUGAAUGAGCCACGAAUACAUCUGUACCAGAAAUUUCGAGCAAAUUGUCCAAUCGAUGGCAAAUUGAUGAGCUACUCAACAUUUCGGCAUUUUUUGAAGAAGCAAUUUCCACAUGUACGAUUCUCUGUGAAUCGACCGCUCGACAGCUAUGCCAAUCGGACCAUUAAGCGCGAAAAGAAACCUACAAGAAUGAAGAUCGAACAAGGAUCGCAUUCGGGCACAUCCUCCACCAAUGCAAUGAUACAAUCUGAAGAUCAAAAAACCUACUCAAUCGGCGAAUAUGAUACCGAAGCGGCAUCCGACAUGGACGAACUGGACGAAGAUGAAGAAAUUUGCGUUGAAUUUAUCGCCAAUGACGACAGCUAUGAGAGCGAUAACAAUGAAAAUAACGAAUAUCAAGAUGUUGACUUUCUAGAAUCCGAAGAUGAAUAAUAAUCUAUUCCACUAUAGUACUCUUCUCCACAAAGAGAACCAACUUUUUUUGUAUUGUAUUAGAUGUAUGAAUUUUUUUUAGAACAUGAACCAAAUAAACAUUGUAUACCUUUUGUCUCAUGGACGAAAGAGCAUACCCAUUUA
Molecule: messenger RNA, 2347 nt
Organism: Sitodiplosis mosellana (orange wheat blossom midge)
Lineage: Eukaryota; Metazoa; Arthropoda; Insecta; Diptera; Cecidomyiidae
Exons: 3
Coding region: 887-2203 (438 amino acids)
Source: RefSeq, a predicted model, not a curated record